AUGAUACGCCGCCGGGGCAAGCCCGCGCCGCCGCCACCGCCGCUGCCCACGCUGCCGUUCGAGGUGGUGGUGCGCAUACUAAAGUACUUGUUCCAGAGCGACCAAAGCGCUACUGGCAAGCUCCUUUCGCUGAAUUCUGGCGUGCAGCGCGCGUUGUUCCCCGUCGUGUACGCACGCGUGGAGCUGCACACCUCGACGGCGCUCGCGCGCUUUGCCGAGCUGGUCAGAGAGCGCCCCGAGGCUGCGCGUGCGGUGCGUAGCCUGUGGAUUGGCCCGAGCCAUGCGCGCUCCGAUCUGCUCUCGAUCCUUUCGGCGCCGCUGCCCGGCGACUCGGCCUACCUCGAGUCGUUGCGGGAAGAAGUCUAUACCCAUACCCGCUUUGUCCUGCGUGCAUGUCGGCGCCUGAAAGACGUGGCGCUAAGCGGAUCGCUCGUAUCGGCGGCAGUUGUGCACUCGUACGGCACUGCGUGCCAGCCGGUGCGCUUGACGAGCAUCAAUCCGCACAGCUUCGUGAGCGGGUUUGACGCGCCCAUCUUUCGCAAGGUGCAGGACCUCACCGUGUGCGAUAUCAACCUAUCGUUUUCCGAGGCGGACGCCAUCCGGCGCCUGCCCGCCCUCAAGUGCUUUGAAUAUACCUCUCCGAAAGACUAUGGCGACGUAGUGCGCGACAUAACGGUGCUGCGCAAGCUGCUCGCACUCGACGAUGCAUCGCUCGAGGACUCGCUCGCGCGGCUCCUGCUCGAUGCGCGGCCGUCGUGGCUGCAGCGCUUGCACUUUCGUGCCGUGCCGCAGCGCGCCAAAAAGGUCGUGGCCGCGCUCAAGGAAGCGCUCGAAACCGCCCCGCGGGGCGUCGAUAUCGCGCAGGCGGAACUCGCGCACGAGUUUGUCAAUGAGUGGGAUGCCCUACGUGACCUCGUGUUUAACGCACAAGGCGACUACUCGAGGCAGGUGCUGGGCGACGACGUGGGGUCGUGGGUCGACCCGAGCCAUGCGCUGGAGCAGCUGCGUGCCGAGUGGCGCCAGCGCUCUGUCGAGGUCCUGGCCUAG
Molecule: messenger RNA, 1047 nt
Organism: Malassezia japonica
Lineage: Eukaryota; Fungi; Basidiomycota; Malasseziomycetes; Malasseziales; Malasseziaceae
Exons: 1
Coding region: 1-1047 (348 amino acids)
Source: RefSeq, a predicted model, not a curated record